AUGGGUGCCGUAGUAUCAUGCAUCAAGUCCGUCUUCCGAACGAUCGGCAACUGCAUCAUGGCGAUUGUUAAUGCCAUCGCCGCCGGUCUGAAAGCCAUCAUCAACGCCAUUGUCUCGCUCUUCGGCAUCAUCAUCAGCUGCCUCACCUGCGGUCGCGGCGGCGGCGGACGAAGGACCACGCAUACUAGUAGAGUCUAG
Dothidotthia symphoricarpi CBS 119687 is the source of this 198-nucleotide messenger RNA. RefSeq lists its product as uncharacterized. The transcript is spliced from 2 exons. Bases 1 to 198 code for a protein of 65 amino acids. The record is from RefSeq and is a predicted model, not a curated record. NCBI's taxonomy places the organism in Eukaryota, Fungi, Ascomycota, Dothideomycetes, Pleosporales, Dothidotthiaceae.